Messenger RNA from Cryptomeria japonica (Japanese cedar), 2607 nucleotides. Its product is annotated as transcription factor bHLH30. Lineage: Eukaryota; Viridiplantae; Streptophyta; Pinopsida; Cupressales; Cupressaceae. Gene Ontology annotation, biological process: regulation of DNA-templated transcription. Gene Ontology annotation, molecular function: protein dimerization activity; DNA-binding transcription factor activity. The record is from RefSeq and is a predicted model, not a curated record. The transcript has 4 exons. Bases 986 to 2080 code for a protein of 364 amino acids.
UUAUUCCUCGGCGAGCAAAUUUGCAGGUAUUUAGGAGGAAAUUAUCAGACAGAGAAGUAAAUGUAUUUUCUCGUUUCUUUUGCGCCUGCCAUCUGCCCGUAAGAUAAAAAGCUACAAAGAAUCUAAUGGAGUCCGAGGGGUUUGUAGUGUUUGUCAAUCUGUUUGUCAAGAUUUCUUGCUUGGUUUUGACGUUUUAAUGGCUUUUACAGCUAUGGCGGAAUCGACACGUUCCGUUAGCGAGUACCCAUGAAUUAUUUUUUGUCUCUGUUGUUGGUCCUGCGGGAAGAAUAUUUCGGGGAUUUUGUGUUGGGGAUGGUAGAAAAAAUGUCGGUAUUGAUUUGUUGAAGGGCGGGGGAAGGAGUUUUGUUUGUGUUUUUGGAUUUUCGGUGGGAGGAAGAACCGACUAAAGAAGCGCGCGGUCACGAGAUCGAGCCCCGGGAGGGUUGAAAACAAAUUUAUCGGUGCGGAUUUGCUUUUGUUGAGUGUGUUUCUCCUCGUGCGAGCCGCGAAAAAAGCUGUCUUUAAGGAAACAAUAUUCGGGUGACCCGGAUUUGUUAGCGGUUUCGGAAUUUUGUUGUCCAGGCGGUGGAAAUGGGGUAGAUUUGAAGGGCAGAAGAUUCUAGUAGAUGUGCAAAUGCAAAGGGAACUGCUUAUGCAAAUGCAAAAGGAGCUCCAUAUCUGUAUCUUGAUAGAUAGAAUAGAUACAGCUAAAAUACUUUUACUGUGCUUUUUCAGAGUCGUUAAAGCUGAGUAAAGUUAUGCAUCUGCAGAUUGCUUCGAGGCGGUGGAAAUGGUGCCGAUGUGAAGCGGAAAAGUUUCUAUUAAUGUGUCUGUGAAAGGUGAAAGGCAGCUGAGGAAUGGAUGUCCGCUUCAUUCUUGGCACAGAGAAAUUAAGAGUUCGAGUCACAGGAGUGUUUUCAGAUCUAACUGCUUUGUAUCAUCGCCCUCCUUCGCUCAACUACAAUUGCAAAAUUUUAGGGUUUGAAUGCAGCCGAUAAUGUGCGGCAAAAUAUUCGAGGCUGUAAAGACAGACGUAGAGAACAGAAGAAAUUAUAUUCGUCAACUUCAGGCGGAAUCCACGAGCUCGACUUCGUCAAUGUCUGGCUACGGAAAUAAUAAUACUAACGGAGUUCAAGGCACUCCUUUCUCUAUGCCGUGGACCGUCGUGCCGCCGGUCCAAUGGUCAAAUCCCCCGCUGCUUUCCUGCAUGCCUCCGAAUAACGAAGCGCCUUCUUCUUCAUCAUCUUCCUUUUCAGGGUUUCAUGGCGGUCCCUUGCAGUUUCCUUACGAUCGCCUGCGACAAAGCUCUGUAUAUGGAAGAAAAAGCGGCGUUUCGCUUCACGAUCAUCAUGACUCCUCUCCUAUGCUUUUGUCCAACGGUCCUUCUGGAAUGCUCAUGGAUGGCUAUGGCCAUGGCCUUAACCUUCCCGGAGAAAUGGUAAAUGUGAAAAUGACUGCACAGGAAAUCAUUGACGCCAAAGCCUUAGCGGCAUCAAAGAGCCACAGUGAAGCAGAACGCCGGCGACGCGAGAGGAUCAACACUCAUCUCGCCACUCUGCGCACCAUGCUCCCAAGCACUACUAAGACGGACAAGGCUUCAUUGCUCGCAGAGGUGAUAGACCAUGUAAAAGAUCUGAAACGGCAAGCCGCAGAAAUUGCUGAAGGAAGCACAGUGCCAACCGAAGCAGACGAAGUUACAGUAGAUUCCGAUCCCGAGGACAAAUCACUGAUAAAGGCCUCCGUUUGCUGCGACGAUCGUCCAGAUCUUUUAUCAGAUCUCAUCAAGGCUCUCACAACCCUUAAUUUGCGCACUCUCAAAGCCGAAAUUACCACGCUUGGCGGCAGAGUCAACAACGUAUUGCUCCUAGAUCAUCACCAUCAUCCAAAUCAUCAUUAUCACCAUGAAAAUAACAAUACCAGCAAUAAUCCUCCCCCACCUCCACCAUCUCUUACCUGCAUUCAAGACGCUCUCAAAGCUGUCAUGGAGAGGCCAAAUUCAGAGGAAUCACCGCCUGGAAAUAAACGCCAACGCCUCAAUCCCUUCAAUUCCAUACAUAUUCUUGAUCACAGGCCUAUUUAACACGCUUUUCUUUAAACAGUCAAACAGCCAACAGUAAUUUUGUAUAUCAGUUUUGCGAAAGGAAAAAACUGUCUGCAGAUCUAACACAAGAACUCCUUCCCCAUUUGGUUUUGUGUGAAUAACCUUCCCUUGUCAUAAUAUGAUGGCGAUUCAUUUGUCUUUAACAUGUUUUCUUGUGAUAGAUGCUAGAGAAGAUAGCUACCUACCAGCGGCCAUUACAAAGAUUGGAGCUCUCCAAUGUUUUGUUUGAUGCGAUACAAAUGGUAUACAUGCCAAAGAGUUUUUCACUUGAGCACAUCUCCCCAGUAGCCUAUUCUCAGCUACUAAAAGAUGCGUUCAACUUUCCAUUUUCUUCCAAGUUCUAGAAAUUUUGUUUCCUGAAGUUCUUUGUAUUCGUCAUUAUCCAAAAUUCUCAGUGUAUGAGAUAAUAUUGAACGGUUCUUGAUGGGUAUACCUAUUGUAUUGCAUUAUUAUUGUAUAUUUCAUUUAAAAAUAGCAACCACACUUUCGAACACUUUAGAUUACAA